AAAAAAUCAGAAAUCAAAAUUUCUUUUCUGCAUCGAGUCAAGAUCUAGUUAUUUUAAUGGUGUAAAGGUUCUAUUUUAAAAAAUGAAGGAGUACCACGUGUACCAUACGCGUAUUUACUGUAGUUUUUUGAGGUUAGAAUCAAUCGGUCUGACAAUCGGUUAUAUGUAAUACUUAUUAAUAAUAAAUAGUUAUGACAUCUUACAUAUCAUGUGCUUGUAAUCGGGUUCCACAUUCAGCCGACUGGGGACAAAAUGGACUUAUUUGCUUCGCAGCAUGUCACGCAGUUGCAAUUUACGAUCCGUCGGUUUCAAAAAUUGGCAAAGUAACACAAACACUCCACCGGCACAAAGAACGCAUUAAUACGGUUCGAUGGAUAAAACGAACAGACUUUUUAGGCGAAUUGGAGAUAUUGUCAAGUUCGGUAGAUGGAACUGCUAUUAUUUGGAGCAAAUUAAACGAAUGUUUUAAAUGCACCUCUAUAAUCGAAACUGGCGAUAUUCUUACAUUUAGCAAUUCUUUGUAUCUUCCUGAUCACAAUUUUCAAAAUGAUAAAAGCUUCCCAAAAUUGUUGGUGUGCACUGGAUCAGUUAACGGAGAUUUGAAAUUAUGGUCAAGAGACGCAUGCGGCGAUAUAAAAUGUUUUCAAACAUUUACAUUUGGGAAGAAGUUACCAAUAGAAGCUUCCUUCUCUUAUUUGCCUAGCACAAAUUACCCACUUUUAGCUGUUGCGACAGAAAAUUCAACGGUCGAACUAUAUACAACAGACACUGAUAUUAUGAAAGAAAUACAUUUUGUAAAAGUCCAAGUUCUAAGUGGACACGAAGAUUGGGUACGUUGUAUUGAUUUUAAUUAUGAUACGAAUAAUAAUCUUUUACUUGCAACUGGCUCUCAAGAUACUAUGAUAAGAUUGUGGAAAAUUUCUGCAAAUGCCACAGAAUCUAUGAGUGAUGAAUUACAUCAGAAAGAACAAGUGUUUAUGGUUAAUGGUACAAAGUAUAAUAUUAUUUUGGAAUCUGUACUUUAUGGUCACGAUGGUUGGAUUUAUGGUAUACACUGGUAUCCGCAGCAAAUGAAUAACAGAAAUAGGAUCUUGAGAUUAUUAUCUUGCUCGUUAGAUAAAACCAUGAUUAUAUGGGAACCAGAUGAAAUAACUGGAAUUUGGUCUGAGAAAGUAAGAGUGGGAGAAGUUGGUGGUAAUUCAUUGGGCUUUUAUGGCUGUAAAUUCAGCAAUAACGGAUUAAAUAUAUUAGCACACGGAUAUCAAGGGUCAUUUCACAUUUGGGAAUAUUUGGAUAGUGUACAAAAUUGGAUUCCAAAAUCAAUACCAAGUGGUCAUUUCGCAGAAAUAGUUGAUCUUUGCUGGGAUCCAAAAGGAAGGUUUCUCAUUACUACAAGUGUAGAUCAAACAACGAGAAUUCAUGCACCAUGGAAAAAUGGAACAACAGAAUUUUGGCACGAAAUUGGACGUCCACAAGUUCAUGGAUAUGAUAUGUCUUGCUUAGUUAUGUUAACACCGUACAUGUUUGCUUCAGGAGCAGAAGAGAAAGUUGUACGUAUAUUCACGGCUCCAGUAACGUUUAAGAAUUAUUUAGGAAAACUUGCUAAUGUUGAUGACUUCAAAAAUACAAUGGCCGACAGUGCGUCGGUUCCUGCUCUUGGAUUGACAAACAAAGCAACAUUUAAUGAUAGUAUUAAAAUUAAAAAUGUUAAUAUCGACGAUUUUAAAAAUGAGGAUUACAUUCCUCCGACCGAGGAAGAAUUAAUGCAAAAUACAUUAUGGCCGGAAUUACAAAAAAUUUAUGGUCAUGGAUAUGAAAUAUUUUCUAUAACUGCCAGACAUGAUGGAUCGUUAUUGGCGACUGCAUGUAAAUCAACUUCACCAGAACAUUCCGCAAUAUUAUUAUGGAACACAAGUACAUGGUCACAAGUUCAGAAACUUGCAUCUCAUCAAUUAACUGUGACACAAAUGGAAUUUUCACCGAAUGACAAAUACCUAGUAUCUGUAUCUAGAGAUAGAAGGUGGUCAUUGUUCGAGUAUAAUGACAAUACAUACACUUUAAUAGCAGCCAGUUUGAAAAAAGAUAAUUUUCAUACUCGUAUAAUAUGGUGCUGUUCAUGGACACACGAUUCACGUUUCUUUGCAACUGGUUCCAGAGAUGGAAAAAUUGGAGUUUGGAAUCCAAAACUCACAGAUAACAAAAUUGUCCCAACAACGAAUUUGUGUGUAAAAGAUUCUGUUACAGCACUUUCGUUUUCUCCACAGAGUAUUUCUGAACAUACUUACAUUUUAGCAAUAGGACUUGAAACAGGUUGUAUACAAAUACAAAGGUUGCAAAUAUUAACAGAUAAUUUUGUAUGGCACAAAUGUAUAGUAUACGAUUCUUCUCAAGCGCAUCAUUUAACUGUAAAAAGGCUCAAAUUUCGACCACAAAAAGAGUAUUCAAAUACUCUACAAUUAGCAAGCUGUGGAUCUGAUUAUACUACUAAAAUAUAUGAUAUAAAGAUUGCAGAAUUAAAGGACUUAUAAAAUAAUUGUAUUUUUAUCUAGUAAUAGUGUACACUUAAUCUUAAUUAUAGAUAUUAAUUACAUUUA
This is a messenger RNA of Colletes gigas, 2594 nucleotides long. It is a transcript of the gene Elp2, whose product is annotated as probable elongator complex protein 2. The record is from RefSeq and is a predicted model, not a curated record. Gene Ontology annotation, cellular component: elongator holoenzyme complex. Lineage: Eukaryota; Metazoa; Arthropoda; Insecta; Hymenoptera; Colletidae. The transcript is spliced from 2 exons. Gene Ontology annotation, molecular function: protein binding. Bases 192 to 2528 code for a protein of 778 amino acids. Gene Ontology annotation, biological process: tRNA wobble uridine modification.